Molecule: messenger RNA, 794 nt
Organism: Cuscuta epithymum
Lineage: Eukaryota; Viridiplantae; Streptophyta; Magnoliopsida; Solanales; Convolvulaceae
Source: the annotation of a GenBank genome assembly
AAACGAAGCUACGUUUUUUCUUUGUUCUUCCUAAGCAAAUUACUACAUUUGAAAGCUGCAGAUGUAUUAUUCUUGCUAAGCAUUCCCAACAAUGGCGUCCCGAUCUACCACUCUCUGGAGAUGCUGAAAUCCAGCAAUGGGGUUAUGAACACUCUGGCCACUGAAGGGUCCAAUAAGUACGAUUUCACCGUCAAGAAUGACGGCGACACCGUGAAGCUGAACACCGAUGUGGUGGUUGCGACGGUCACCGGGACCAUGUACGACGAGGAGCCGUUGGCCGUGUUCAAAUUGGACAAAGUUCUGCAGCCGAGGAAGCUUUUCAAGGCGGUUGAGGAAGCUCCGGCGCCCAAGGCGGCGACGAAGAAGAAGAAGAGCGCCGGAGGAAGCAAACCUGGCGCCGGUGAGGACGGGGCGGACUCGCCGGGGCCGAGCUCGGACGACGAUGACGCGGCGGAUGAUACGGCCAGCGACAAGAAUGGGGGCUCUGUGAUUGUCGGCGGUUGGAUGCUGAGGGUAUUUUUGGGAAUGUACUUGGGUUAUUUUGUGAUCAGUUCUUGAGGGACAGCUGUGUGUAUGUCAGUGUGUUUUUAUUUAUUUAUUAAUUAAUUGCUACUAUCUUCAAUUAUAAAGAUGUGGAGAGUUGUCAUCUGCAUCAUAUUGCUAAGCCUUACAUUUGCAUAUAGAAAAUUGUUGGUAUUAUUUUGGGUCCUAGAAAAGUAUGAAAAAAAUGUUUUUGGUGUGGUGUUUUGCAUAGGUUUUUGCUUCAGCAAUUAUGAUUUAUUCCUUCUUUAUUA